GCAGGGGAGCAACGGGAGCCGUUCCGGGAGGACAUGACCUGCAGUAGGGACCACGUCAUGUGGACUUGGGUCUCUCCUGGGCAGAUGCUGUCAGGCAAUGCUCAUGGGUCGAGAAGACUGCGGUGCAAACUCUGCAACAAGGAGUACUCCGGUAAUCGGAAGUGUGCGUGGGAGCACUUCAUUUUGGCGAGGGCGUCUGCCAGGUGUCCACAUUCGAACCUGUCGAUUUGGAGGAGGCUGCAUGGCAUCGGUGUACAACUGCCACCGGACUUGCAUGAGAGGGUGCAGCGCGCGUUGGAGAUGGAGAAGAGCGACGAGGGGGACACUCCUGUUCUGGGUGGAGGAGAAGGGGGCGAAGGCGGGAUCACUGAGGAUCCCGAGGCGGCACCGGGUGAGGACACCAUGGAGGUUAACAUCGGCGAGGAUGAGGGGACGAGGGAUGUUGUGACAGGCGGCCUUGCUACUGCAGGGAGGGCCAGUUCCUCGCAAGUUAUGGUGCAGGGGGCGCGCACACAUGGCCCGACGAGGCAGACGAGCAUCAAGAGGUUUGCAAAGAACCCGAGGCAGGAGGACAUGGAUGACUCCUGCUGCGAGUUCUUCGUGGAGAACGCCAUACCGUUCAACGCUGCCAGAAGCAGGAGCUUCAAGAAGUUCAUGUUGACGUGUAUCGGACCCCAGCCUGUGGGGAGUCAUCCUCUCGUGCCUACUAGGUAUAACCCCCUCAGGUGUCACCUGCUCGAUCGUUUGAACAAGAGGUUGGUGGAUGAGGAGGAGGCGAUCCGUGACGACUGGCAGGUGACUGGUUGUACGUUCAUAACUGAUGGCACCACAGACAUCUGUGGGCGAUCACUUAUGAACUACAUCCUCACAGGCGAGGGAGACAAGGACUCCGCAGCUGUCGUUGCCGGGUGGAAGCAGUUCUUCAGAGAGUGGGGGGUGGAGAAGAUCACGGCGAUAUGCACUGACUCUUUCGCCGGGAACACGAGUGUUGCGAGGAUGUUGAGGGAGGACCCUGAGUUCGCGCAGAUCUAUUGGAUCCCUUGCACAGCGCAUUGCAUGGACCUCGUGAUGCACGAUAUAGGUAAGAAGGAGUGGGCGGAUGAGAUCAUCACCAAGGCCAACAAAAUAGUGAACUUCUUCCGGGUUCACAAGUGGCCUCGGUCGCAGUUGAAGACGCAACUGUUGAAGUACCCUGACUUGAAAUGCACCUGCCUCCUUCGGCUUGCUCAUACAAGGUUCGGGACAAACUAUGUGAUGCUGCAGCGACUUGAGGUGUGCGAGAGGGCCAUCGUGUGUAUCAUCACCGGACACGGUUGGGAGACCAUGUUGUGGCAAGGGGAUAUUAGGGCGAAGGCCUACUUCGUGGAGGAGACAGUUCUUGACAAAGCAUUCUGGGCUGAUGUCAAGAAGUUGACUGCCGUCAUGAAGGGGCCUUAUGAUGUGUUGCGAGAGGUGGACAAAGAUGUCCACUUUCACGCAUCUAUAGUAUGGCGUGUCAGGGAUGUCAGCAAGAGGACAGACAUGCUGCUCAGCCCCAUCCACGUCGUUGCACGUCUGCUGGAUCCUAUAUUGAGGGACAUUACUGUUUCCAGUAAUGUCGACCUCAUGACACAGUUCGAUAGCGUUGUGGAGCGGCUGAUCGGGAAGAGUGGGAGCUCGAGAUUUGACGACUGCAUGGACCAGUUGUACGAGUUCCAGUUUGGGAGAGGAGUCUUUGGCACCCCGCAGUCAAAGAAACGGGCUGAGAAGGACAAUGUGGAUGGGGCCACUGUUGCAGGAGGGUGGUUGGGGCUCGCAGCCGGCUGGGAGGACGAGGACUUGGAGGGUGACAUGGGAAAUGUCACAGAGGCAGUUGAUGACAUUGAGGCAGUUGGUGAGGGCACUGCUUCUGCGGUGGGCAGCACAAACAUUAGCCCCGAUCCCACAACAUCGUCCACUUCGAGAUCGGUGCAGAGGUUAGUGCAGGUGGAGGAGGAGGAUGAGGAUGAGGCCGAUGAGGACGAGGACGACGAUGUCCCCGACGAGGAGUGGGUGGACGAGAGAUCGGACUCAGACAGAUCGUGGACGAGGAGAGAGGGCAUGGUCGCCUAUGUUGAAGGCACACGAUCUGGAUUGAGGUCCCAGACGCGGGCGCGGCGAGAGGCGCAGCAGGGGGAGCAGCAGCAGCAGCAGCAGCAGCAGCAGCAGGAGCAGGUUGAGCAGCAGCAGCAGCAGCACGAGCAGGUUGAGCAGCAAGAGCAGCAACAGGAGCAGCAGCAGGAGCAGCAGCGUGGGCAAGGGGAUGAGGAGCAGCAACAACAGCGAGGGGAUGAGGAGCAACAGCAGCAUGAGACGGAUGAGGAGCAGCCGCAGCAGAGGGAGAAGGAGCAGCAGCAGUAGAGGGUGGAUCCCGCAGUCCAGCAGGAGACCGCAGUGCAGUCGUCCAGAGAUGUGCACAAGGAGGGUGAGGCAGAGGGCGAGCAGGGUCGC
Messenger RNA from Chara braunii, 2469 nucleotides. NCBI's taxonomy places the organism in Eukaryota, Viridiplantae, Streptophyta, Charophyceae, Charales, Characeae. The record is from the annotation of a GenBank genome assembly.